This is a messenger RNA of Lodderomyces beijingensis, 1779 nucleotides long. NCBI's taxonomy places the organism in Eukaryota, Fungi, Ascomycota, Pichiomycetes, Serinales, Debaryomycetaceae. The record is from the annotation of a GenBank genome assembly.
AUGAUGUUGGCGUCUCACAAUUCCACAGGUUCCACAUUUUCAACUUCUUCUUCUUAUUCUUUGACUGCUUCUACUACCACCACAUCUUUUUCUUCUUCAUCACAUUGCAAAAGGAUCCCAUCUCGUCAGGCUCUUAGACAGGCAAACGCCCAGUUGAAUCAAAUCAAACGUGCAGAAAAGCAGUUCAAAUCGAGAGAACAACAACACAUUAUCAAGCAAUUGCCCGUUGUUCAGCCAACUAAACCUUUGUCAUCGCCCAAAGAGCAAUACUUGAUGUUUUCGAAGUAUGAAGCUAGACUCAUUAAAGAAGUUUGGAUAUCACUCGAUGUGUGUCUCGAUUUCGACAUGUACGACUCCACAACCACCAUUCAAUACGAUGUGCUGAACCGAGACCAAUUUGAGUCGAGAUUAGCCACCAAGUUAUUUGAGUUUUGUAAACCUGCAUCCAGCAGUGGAGAAGUCAGUUUAAGAAGAGGCGAUAUACUCGAACGCUUUGAAUUGCUGAUAUCGCGAGAGAAUUUAGCCAGAAUUGCAGAAGACUAUCAAAUUCACCAGCUUGUUGAGCUUAUAACGAUGGUGAUUCAUCAAUUGUCGUCAAACCAAGGGGUGGUGUCAUAUCUGUAUAUUCUGCAAGUGCUGAAGCAAACCAGCAGAAUCUACCAAAUGACAAUGAAGCAUUAUAUCGUUUUUGCUGAAUGCUUGGUGCUGACCAUUAUCGAGGUCACCAUGGUCAAUGCCCAAGAGCAAUUUGUAUUCAAUAAAUUUCUCACGCUGCUUUUUGCCGUGGUGGGAUUCUACAUUAAUGAAAAACAAGUGAUACUAGAGCAGACACCAAAAUCACUCUUGUUGUCUCAAAAACAACAGCAACCAGCACCAGCAACAAUACAGCUGCUUCAUCUUGCUACAUUUACGCCUACUUUACAACCGAGUGCUGAAUUCAAGUACCAUUCAAGCGACGAAGAUGAAGAUGAAGAUGAAGACCAAGAUCAGGUGCCGCUGCUAUUAGCUUCAUACGAUCUAACUACUCCACCACCCCCACCACCAACAACAACAACAACAGGUUUUUCUUCAAGAAGAGCUGCAUCGAUCCAUCUGUCGGUCUAUUCUUUGCCAUCUACCCAUACGGAGCGCUCUUCGUGUAUGUCACUUCGUCGAAUGGAUUCACUUUCAACGUAUGAUUCAUUUGGUGACGAGUCGCUUAGUUUGAAAGAUAUCAAGGAUUUCCUUCGCCGCUUUGAUGAUGAAGAAAGUGUCAUUGGCGACGACGUUGACGUCGCUUUUGACUACCUAAACAUCUUCCUGGAUGAAAACCCGACAACACCCAAUGACAACAAGAAGAAGCAAAUAAAGAGUUCCCAAAAAACUGCAAAAAAGACCAGUCCCUUGGCUCUGACGCUAGUGAACAGAAAAGAAGAUGCCGCCACUGGUGGUGCUGUGUUUGGCGGUGACUUGACCAAAAUCAAAUCCAAGUCGAUGCAAGCCAAGAUGCGAAACAAGAUCCUCAACGCCGGUGAAUCUGCUCUCGCUAGAGUCACAGCCAUGGAUCCAAGAUUAGCCAAGAGGGCAACCAAUCUAAACCUAAAUGGCCACCUCGACAAAACCAAGCCCCGAGAAGCCGAUGCCAAGUUGAAGCUCAAGCUGAAUUCGAAUUUGAAUUUGAAUUUGCACCAAGUUGAAACGGGGACCAGCUCGCGUUCAAUUGCAACUGGUGACACUUACACCACCACUAAAAAGACGUUGGAUCCUCUUGAAUUCGAAGAGACGUGUGUUAUUACAUGA